CCCCAACAACAACAACAUGUCAUUCAAACGUGAAGAAAGCGGUGAUUCUGGCAUUGAAGUCUCCGAUCCCCUGCGUCUGACCUCCAAUACUCCAUCAGCCCAUGGCCCCAUUACAGCGGCAAAGCCCGCUUUGGAACGACACAUUUCGCAUAUCCCAACCGAGAGCGAUGAUGAAGAAGUCGAUGACAGUAAUCACCAAUCCGGAAUGAAGAAACUCAAGAACCGCAUCGCACACCCACACGACAAGACCAAGUCCAAAGACGACACCACCAGCUCAUCGUCCGACUACACUGAAAAGCGCCACGAUUCCGGUAAUGCCACAACGUCCGACUUUGAAAUCAGCCCAGGCAUCAACCUCAGCGAUCAUAUUGACUCGGCCGAAGUCAAGGCCAAAACACCCUCUCUCGAGCGUCACGUCUCGUCGAUAGGAGAGGAUGGACUUCUGAAUCCCGAUGCACCACCGCAGCAGCAGCAGCAGUCGGGGUCGUUGUCGUCGUCAUUAGGAGCUCACUCGCCGAAAUUGGAGAGGCAGAUUUCGGAUAUACCUCAGCAUGAUUAUGAUAGUGAUCGGGAGAUGUAAUGACGAUGCGAUGCGAUGAGAUUCUGAUAUCGACAGGUUGGGAUGUGAAAGAAAGGAAGACAAAGGAGUGUACGUGUGUGUGUUUUUCAUUUCGAAUUGGUCAGAAUGAGCGAAUCUGGAGGGGGAUGGAUUACUAUGCGCUGGGUUGACAGAGGUAUUGAGAGCAAAGGUGAGAGGAACGAUGGUGAUUCGCCGGGGGUUUGCACGCUAUGGCUAUCAUGAAGAAGAGAAAGAAAGAAAGAAAGAUGAGGAUGAGAAAGAUGACAAGAAGGAAGAUGAAAAAGAACCAAGACAAAAAAAAGAAGCUGAUAAUUAAAUUCAUGAAUCAAUCCAUCAAUCAACCAAUCAAUGGAAUUGGAGGUAGGUAAGGUACCUGAGUAGGAGGUAGUGCUUUCGGCUUCCAGAUGUCUUUUUCUUUUCUUUAAAAAGAAGAAAUUAAAAUCAAAAAAAGAAAAGAAAAAGAAAAGAACAAAUGAC
Sphaerulina musiva SO2202 is the source of this 1057-nucleotide messenger RNA. RefSeq lists its product as uncharacterized. Bases 17 to 580 code for a protein of 187 amino acids. Lineage: Eukaryota; Fungi; Ascomycota; Dothideomycetes; Mycosphaerellales; Mycosphaerellaceae. The transcript has a single exon. The record is from RefSeq and is a predicted model, not a curated record.